CUGCUUGCAGCGGUUUUGCAGCGCGGUUCUUCAAAAUUGGCCGAGGUGGGUUUGCGCUGAGCUGGGCCUGUUGCACGCCAGUCACCGACGAUCCGACGGCGCAGUUUCUGGCGGCUGGUCAUCGGGCGCGUCGGCAUCCCUAGAGGCGGCCGGGUCCUGGAGGAUGGUCGAGGGUCGCGUCGAAGAGGCAGUCGCUAAACUAAAAGCGAGCAGGAGUGCAUAAGAAGGACUGAAAGAAGGAGGGGCAUGGGAACCUGGCCACUGAGUUGUUGGUUCAAGCUUCCGCAGUUGGUUGCAACUUGGAAGUCGCUGGCGACCCCGCCCUCUGCAAGCAUCGAGAUGGGUUGCUGCAUGGCGUCCUACCGGUCGCAGGCCGCCGAGCCGCAAUUGCCCCCGCACAUGCCGGAGCUGGAGGAGGUCCCUAAAACAGCGGAUGAGCAGGCCGCAGAGCCGCAAAUGCCCCCGAGCGUGCCGGAGAUGGAGGAGGUCCCUGUGCCAGCGGAGGUGCAGGCAGCGGCCAGGCGCGCCGCAGAGAUGAAGGUGGCGAAGCAGCUGGCCUCGGACCGCGCCAAGGCCGUCAAGAGGGCACACCGCGCGAAGGACAAGGCCGCGGCGGCCGCCAACGCGGCCAGGCAGGCGGAGACCAAGGCCCUGGCCUCGGCCGACAUCGAGAAGGAGUGGCUGGAGCGCACGCCGGGGGCCCGGGAGGUCGGGGCGUGAAGGGCCCGGGGAGAGGGGGGCGCGGCCGCCUGCGAGGCCUGCCCGGUGCACAACUUCCCCUGCGCGAGGGCCACACGCGGCGUGGAGGCCUGACCGGGGCGGAGUCGCGACGCGCGUCUGCGCCUCUCCGACACGCGCCGUUGCCCAAGGGGUAGCAGGGAGCCGGUGGGCUCGAUGGACUUUCCGGUGGAUAGAGAGUGCGACACCAUACGCGCUUGAACAUGCUCCUGUGCGCGCAGGCGUCCUUUGAUUAUACAGUGCGGUCCAUCUGCACUGGGGUCUUCAGCAAUGGGGUGUACAGCCCGCGCCGGGAGUAAUUCGAUGGCUCUCGGCGCGGUUUGUAUUUAGAGAUGUUUUUCGUUGCAGAAGUGCAAACCGCGCGAGGUACGCGUCUUGCGUUGCCCGCAUGAAUUCGUCGAGGUCGGCCUUGAUAUGUUCCCAAGCUGCACCCGCCUUUUUGAGAGCAGCUCCGCGUAGCUGACUGCGCUCCUGUAACACUUUUAGCCAGUACAGUAAGCAUUUCUUCUGAGCGCUGUGCUGCGUGCAUCGCUCCGCGUGGGCCUUGACCCCGGCGCUGCCCAGCGUAACUCAGCUCGCGCGCCCGUGCGCGUUCACACUGCAGGCCCUGCGGUCCUCGCGCCCGCCCUUUCGGUCUCUCCCCUCUGGCCCUCCGUUCCGCCAGCUGUGGAAUCUCGGGGGCCUUGCCAGCCUGGGCGACGUGCGGCGCGCGGCACACAGUCCCGCCGCCGGCAGUCGUGCAGAACGAGCACCGGCAGGUUGCCGCACGCGCUGCAGUCGCAGCUGGCCCGCGGCUGGCAUGCACGACACGGGCAGGCCCGAGUCUUCGACGCAGCGGCGGUGCCACGUGCAUGGGCGCCAAAGAGGGAGGCCCUCGUCGCCUCUCCGCAGCCGGUCGUUACGAAACAAUGGAUCCGCGCUCUGCAUUUGUUCCGCGAGGCGUCUCGCCCAUGUUCAGAAUUGAGCGCGGGCCUUGGCGCUGCUCAGCGAGAUGUGGAAGGCGAAGUUCGAACCCGACGUCGUCGGUCCAAACUUCCUUGCCGCAUCGCUGAUACUAGCAUGGGCGAAUGAAUCCUGUAUCACGCCUACUGCCGCGCGCGUCUGCCGCGCGACUCUCCGCACAGCCGUUUGGGCCCUGGGUGCUUACAGGCCCCUAGCUUCAUGUCGGGCGGCCGCAUGGGCAGCGGGGCGUCGGCCGCGGUGCCGGCGCGUAGCCCCGCGCCAGAGGCCGCGGAGCCGCAAUUGCCUCCGCACAUGCCGGAGCUGGAGGAGGUCCCUGUGACAGCGGAUGUGCAGGCCGCGGAGCCGCAAUUGCUUCCGCACAUGCCGGAGCUGGAGGAGGUCCCUGUGCCAGCGGAUGCGCAGGCC
Prorocentrum cordatum is the source of this 2106-nucleotide messenger RNA. The record is from the annotation of a GenBank genome assembly. Lineage: Eukaryota; Dinophyceae; Prorocentrales; Prorocentraceae.